AUGUCUCGAAAUGUGGAAAUUAAGGCAAAAAUCAGCGAUCACGAUGAAGUGGUGCGAAGAGCUGUCGAAUUAUCCGGAAAAGAGCCGGUUCUUCUCAAGCAACAUGACAUUUUCUACAAUUCGCCGAAUGGUCGACUAAAAAUGCGAAGUGUUGAGGAGAAUGGGAAUAGGAAAACCGAGCUAAUUUGGUAUGAUCGACCGGACGUCGCCGGACCGAAAUUAAGCGAUUAUAAUAAAUUCGACGUGCCCAAUGAAUUAGUUGACUCGUUGAAGUUAACCCUUCAAUCAUCAAUGGGUGUAAAAGGAGAAGUAAAAAAGAUACGGACUUUAGUCCUUCAUGGUCAAACUCGAAUUCACAUCGACCGUGUCGAGUCGCUUGGAGAUUUCAUGGAGCUCGAGGUUUGCCUAUCAGCCGACGAGAAACCAGAAGACGGUGAGAAAAUCGCAGAAGGAAUCAGAAAAACGCUAGGCAUCGCCGAUUCGGAUCUACUAACCAGCGCUUAUAUGGACAUGCUCAACUCUUAA
Caenorhabditis bovis is the source of this 525-nucleotide messenger RNA. Lineage: Eukaryota; Metazoa; Nematoda; Chromadorea; Rhabditida; Rhabditidae. The record is from the annotation of a GenBank genome assembly.